This is a messenger RNA of Theileria orientalis strain Shintoku, 1128 nucleotides long. Its product is annotated as choline kinase. Bases 1 to 1128 code for a protein of 375 amino acids. The transcript has a single exon. Gene Ontology annotation, molecular function: ethanolamine kinase activity; choline kinase activity. The record is from RefSeq and is a predicted model, not a curated record. Gene Ontology annotation, biological process: phosphatidylcholine biosynthetic process; phosphatidylethanolamine biosynthetic process. Lineage: Eukaryota; Apicomplexa; Aconoidasida; Piroplasmida; Theileriidae. Gene Ontology annotation, cellular component: cytoplasm.
AUGAGUCCCAUUAAUUAUACAAAUGAAGAGGUAAAUAGUUUUUCUCCACCCUUGAAAUGUUGUGAAAGCACAGUCAAAUACCUUAAAAAGGUGGAUUCUAAACAUUUGAAGGUACUGUGUAAGAAGUAUGUGCCAUUUUGGGAAGACUUGGAAGAAGAGGAAAUAGAAUUAAGCACAAUAACUCUGUGCAAAAAUUCGGUGUAUAUAGCGUCUCUACCUAAACCAGAUUACAGAUCCAAGAGGUUGAAAAAAGUACUAAUUAGAGUAAUACCAGAAGAGAAGAGAGUGUUGUACGACAUCGAUUAUCAUAACGAGGUAUCCACGCUGUUAGGCAACAACAAUUUUGGGCCAAAGAUAAUAUCCAUCUUCCCAGGUGGCCGGAUUGAGGAGUGGAUUGAGGGGUUUGUGCUUCACUCGAGUUCAUUAUUUAAUUUGUCAGUUUUGACGAGUGUGGCCACGCUGUUGGCCAAGUUCCAUAAGACGAUAACAACUGUUGCGCCCAAGGAGUGGGACCGUAGUCCGUCGCUGUUGAGUAAGAUGGAGGAGUGGUUGCCGGAGUGCAGGAGAAUAAACGAGAGUCUCAAGUUGGAGUUGGACAUGGACAAGAUGGAGUCUUAUUUCCACGACUACAAGAGUUAUUUGGAGGAUUAUUUGAGUAAGUUGGACAUGCCCGAGUACAACGACUUUCCUGGAACCAACGGAGACGAGAGUGAGAGGAGCAAGUUGACUGAUGAGGAGCUGAAGAGGCAGGGAAGCAACUACGCCAACAGAGUGCUCUUCUGCCACAACGACCUGCACCUCAAAAACCUAAUAGCAACCUACGACGGACUAACACUAAUCGACUUCGAAUACAGCUCAUUCAACUACGUAGGAGCAGAUAUAGGCUAUUUCUUCUCCACAUCAUCGCUCAAUUUUGACUACGACUUAAACGAAUAUAUAAAAUAUGAUAAAACUUGCGAACUUUCGUAUGAUUUAAAAGCGAAUUUUGCGAGUGUAUACUUAUCGGAAUCACUUGGAGAAACAGUUCUUCCCAGUAGAAAGGACAUAAUAGAACCAUUCUUGGACUCGGUGGAAGUGUAUCUGCUGGGAACAAUACUGUUUUGGGCCAUGUGGCCAAUACUCAUGUAA